GCUUUGGCGUUGAUGCCUCGGCUAUUGUUUCACAGCAGCCUCUUCUCAUUAAUCACACUCACCGCGUUUGGUGUAAGUCGUAGGUGUCGGUAACGGCCUGUGCGUGAUCCCAGGUUCAGUCUCACGAGCGAUUACUUCGAUAAGCGCGCGGCGACAGCUUCGGGCAUUGUCGUCGCCGGUGCCGGGGUCGGCGGCCUCGUCCUGCCGCUCAUCACUAACGCACUCGUCGCUGAGUACACUUACACGGGCGCCAGCCUCAUCAAUGGCGCCAUCGUGCUGCACUCGGUCGCAUGUGCUGCCCUCCUGCGGCCGCUGCCGACCCGCGCUGCAACACGAACCGACGCUGGCGUGACCUUCACGCGCGUAGAGACGGCGCCAAGCGCAGACGAUCUCACCGCGGUAGCAGACGUCGUCGCUAAGCAACAGCCGCGCCACGCGUUCAGGUGGUCGGCGCUCGCCGACGCGCGUUUCUGGGUGUUCACUCUCUGUAUGUGUCUGCUCAACUUCGGUUUAUUCAACAUCGCCGUCUACCUGCCGAUCAAGAGCAUCGAGAUUGGAGGCGAGGACGCAAACACAGCCCUCGCUGUCAGCUUGUCCAGCGCCACUGACACGCUGGCGCGCAUCCUUCUCUGCACGGUACUGUGGGACAGCAAGCGCUUCCGCGGAAUCUACACCCGCCAGAUGGGGUUCGUGAUUGCCAUGGCGGGCGCUGGAGUGCUGAUGUCGCUGGCGGCGGUCGUGGAUCAACAAUGGUCAUUUCUCGUGUGGAGCGCCGCGACGGGGUUUUUCAUCGGAGGCGCGCUGUCACCGACGUUCGUUAUGAUGAAGCAGAUAGCGGGAGCCGACGCGUUCGCCGACUCGCUGGCGGUCGACUUCCUGCUGGAGGGUCCCGUCACCUUCGUGGCGCCCAUCUUGUUAGAGAACUAUGGAUACACAGAGUGGAAGGAACCUUUUCUCAGAGCCAUGAAAGUGUUAUCGCAUGUAAUACACUGGAAUUAUAAUUUAGUGACCUAG
Priapulus caudatus is the source of this 1014-nucleotide messenger RNA. RefSeq lists its product as uncharacterized. The record is from RefSeq and is a predicted model, not a curated record. Bases 490 to 1014 code for a protein of 174 amino acids. The transcript has 3 exons. Lineage: Eukaryota; Metazoa; Priapulida; Priapulimorpha; Priapulimorphida; Priapulidae.